AUGUGUUCUCACCUGGACCACGGUUGUGCCCGGUUGUGCGCUGUAACUUCCUGGGUACGCUGCCCUGGCUGUGGCGUCUGUGCCCCCCACCCCGCGCCAGGCUCCCUGCAGAAGGCCGUGCCCACUGUGCUCCUACCAGCAGUAAUUCGGAAUAAGAAGGCAGAGAUCGACAUCCUGGCUGCGGAGUAUAUCUCCACGGUGAAGACGCUUUCUCCAGACCAGCGUGUGGAGCACCUGCAGAAGAUCCAGAGCGCCUACAGCAAGUGUAAGGAGUACAGUGAUGAUAAGGUGCAGCUGGCCAUGCAGACCUAUGAGAUGGUGGAUAAACACAUUCGAAGGCUCGAUGCAGACCUGGCACGCUUCGAAGCAGACCUGAAGGACAAGAUGGAGGGCAGUGACUUUGAAAGCUCCGGAGGACGAGGGUUAAAAAAAGGUCGAGGUCAGAAAGAAAAAAGAGGCUCCCGAGGUCGUGGCAGGAGGACCUCAGAAGAAGACACUCCAAAGAAAAAGAAGCAUAAAGGAGGGUCUGAGUUCACCGACACCAUCUUGUCCGUGCACCCCUCUGACGUGCUGGACAUGCCCGUGGACCCAAAUGAGCCCACCUACUGCCUGUGCCACCAGGUGUCCUACGGGGAGAUGAUAGGCUGUGACAACCCGGACUGUCCUAUCGAGUGGUUUCACUUCGCCUGCGUGGAUCUGACCACGAAACCCAAAGGAAAAUGGUUCUGUCCGCGGUGUGUUCAGGAGAGGAGGAGGAGGAAGUGA
This is a messenger RNA of Puma concolor (puma), 765 nucleotides long. Lineage: Eukaryota; Metazoa; Chordata; Mammalia; Carnivora; Felidae. The record is from RefSeq and is a predicted model, not a curated record.